Molecule: messenger RNA, 1407 nt
Organism: Gadus chalcogrammus (walleye pollock)
Lineage: Eukaryota; Metazoa; Chordata; Actinopteri; Gadiformes; Gadidae
Gene: htra4
Product: HtrA serine peptidase 4
Exons: 9
Coding region: 1-1407 (468 amino acids)
Biological process (GO): proteolysis; programmed cell death; positive regulation of apoptotic process
Cellular component (GO): extracellular region
Molecular function (GO): protein binding; serine-type endopeptidase activity
Source: RefSeq, a predicted model, not a curated record
AUGAUUAAGUUUCUCACGUUUGCUAUCCUCCUGGUGUGGGCAGUCCGGGGGCGCGUCGUCCACAGGAGGAACACGCCGUGCCCGGACGCCUGCGAUGCGUCACGGUGCCCCUCUGCCCCCGCGUCCUGCUCAUACGGGCUGACCAAAGACCGCUGCGCCUGCUGCUCCAUCUGCGCGGCCGGAGAGGGCGACUCGUGCGUGGCGGGAGCCGCGGAGUGGACCGGGGAGGCGUGCGGGGACGGGUUGGUGUGCGGUUACGCAGCGGAGGGGGACCGCAGUGAGCGCAGUGCGUGCGUGUGCGUGUCCGGCGGCCUGGUGUGUGGCAGCGACGGGCGGACCUACCCGAGCCUCUGCCGCCUGAGAGCGGAGAACAGGAGGGCCGAGUUCGGCAGGGGCCCUUCGGUCAUCCUAAUGGAGAGGGGCCAAUGCGGUGCAGGCACCAAGCAUCCUGAGAGCAUGCGCUACAAAUUCAACUUCAUCGCUGACGUGGUGGACAAGAUCGCCCCGGCGGUGGUCCACCUGGAGCUCUUCAGAAGCGUGCCGUUAUCUGAGCAGGACGUCCCGGUCUCCAGCGGGUCAGGGUUCAUCGUGUCCGAGGACGGCUGGAUCGUCACCAACGCCCACGUGGUGGCCAACAAGAGGUGCAUCAGGGUGGAGCUUCAGAGCGGCGUGCGCUACGACGCCACCAUCGCCGACGUGGACAACAAGCUCGACGUAGCGCUCAUCAAGAUCGACUCGGAGUACCCGCUGCCGGUGCUUCAGCUGGGCCGGUCCUCGGACCUGCGGCCGGGGGAGUUUGUGGUGGCCAUCGGCAGCCCCUUCUCCCUGCAGAACACGGUGACCACGGGGAUCAUCAGCACGGCCCAGAGACACGGAGCCGAGCUGGGCCUCACCGACUCCACCAUGGAGUACAUCCAGACGGACGCCAUCAUCAACUACGGGAACUCAGGAGGCCCUCUGGUGAACCUGGACGGCGAUGUAAUAGGCAUUAACACCCUCAAAGUCACCGCGGGGAUCUCCUUCGCCAUCCCCGCCGACAAGAUACGGCAGUUCCUCGCCGAGUCCUACGACAGACAGACCAAGGGAAGUACAAAGUCAAAGAAGAAGUACAUAGGAGUCCGAAUGCUGCAGCUGUCCCCAUCGAUGAUCCGGGGUCUGAGAGAACGGAGCCCGGACUUCCCCGACGUCACCUCCGGGGUCUACGUCUAUGAGGCCAUCACGGGGGCCGCGGCUGACAGCGCGGGCGUGAGGACCCAUGACGUCAUCCUGAGGAUCAACGGGCGGGCGGUGGAAACAACGCAGGACGUGAGCGAGGCCGUUGCCAACGACGACCUGCUCUCCGUGGUGCUGAGGAGAGGAGACCGAGACGUCACACUCACCAUCGUACCGGCCCAGAUAGACGGGUAG